This is a messenger RNA of Verticillium dahliae VdLs.17, 1581 nucleotides long. RefSeq lists its product as uncharacterized. Lineage: Eukaryota; Fungi; Ascomycota; Sordariomycetes; Glomerellales; Plectosphaerellaceae. Gene Ontology annotation, molecular function: DNA-binding transcription factor activity; transcription cis-regulatory region binding. The record is from RefSeq and is a predicted model, not a curated record. The transcript has 3 exons. Gene Ontology annotation, cellular component: nucleus. Gene Ontology annotation, biological process: positive regulation of transcription by RNA polymerase II. The coding region runs from base 1 to 1581 and encodes 526 amino acids.
AUGUCCAAUCCGCGCAUGCCCAAUGCGCUCCCGAUCGAGAACGGGCUGUUGGACCGCCCACCAUGGAUGGAUGGCGGCGUCAAGCAAAAAGAGGAAACGCAACGCAUCAAGGCAGCCAUCAAGAAAAACUUCAAGCAGCUAAGACGGCAACAGGUCAGAGCUGCGCAGACUCGAGGUCUGGAGGCGGCCAACGAAAGGCCCGCCUGCGACGAGGAGAGCACCACAUUACAGAAGGAGGCUGGCGCCAUCACCCCUCAUCUUCUAUUACCAGAUGAUCCUCUCUCCGUUGACUUCCCUUUCUCAGAUGAUCUAGCCACGUUCCUGGGGCUAGUACCUGACUCGGAGGACAGCACCAGGAAACACUUGGCGCCGUCAUACGAGGAGUCCGAGCUGCUCAUGUACUACCUCGACCGCAUUUUCCCCAUGCAGUACACUCAUUACUCAAAUCGAAAAUGGGGUCGGGGCUGGCUGUUUUGGUUAUUGAACAAGAACGGGCCUUUGUACAAGGCUGCGUUGAGCCUCGCUGCGUUGCAUAAGCACUCACUGAUGUGUGCUGUUAACGAAGACUUGAGGCACAACGAUGUGCUACUAGAGUAUCACACCAGCGCCCUCAGAGGCCUGCAGGAUUUCAUUGGACAGCCUCAGGGGGACGCCAUUUCUAAAGAUGACGAGGACUUCAUCGAGGUGAUCGCUUGUGGAUUGGCGCUGAUCAGCUUUGAGGUCUUUCGGGGCGGGAAGGGCGACUGGCAGCCUCACUUGCAAGCAACAACCGCCAUUAUGAAGACGAUGAACCUCUCUCGGCUGGUAUUCCAUGCCUCUGGCCGGAUAGAGUCCUUCAUCUCAAGCUCCGCUAGGGAACGGCGGGGCAUCGAUGCUGCGCUAUCCUUCCACGCGCCAGUACUUUUAUGGAUGGACCUGCUGGCGUGCGCUUCGACUGGCAACGUCCCAUUCCUCCCCUAUGAGACGUGGCUACAGAUGGAAGGAUUCGACAUGACCAAAAUCAUGGGGUGUCAGAACUGGGUCAUGAAAGCUAUCGGUGAUUUGGCCGUGCUCGAGGAGCGAAAGGUCAGCCUCAAAGGUCAGACGGAGGUUGCGUUAUUGGACUGGAUUCGUCGGGCCAGGAAGAUCAAGAACGAGUUGGAGGCUGGCACGGAAGGAUUAAACCUUCGAGACGAGGCGAACAAUCCAGCCAGUCAUGUGACUCGUAUCUUCGCGACGGCGGCGCUUGUGCAACUAUACGCGACAAGAGCGAGUCUGGCACUGUCUGAACCGGCCGAGGGCCAGAGAACCGUGGCCCGCGUCAUUGGCGAGAUUCGGCGCAUGCCUCGAGCUGCAUUAUCGAUCCGUCAACUCACCUGGCCUAUUUGUGUUGCAGGAAGCAUGGCGGCGCCAUAUCAGCAGGCAUUUUUCGAGGAUGUGGUGUCCGAGGUUCUCGUUGAGUCGGAUGCGUCGUUCGGAAACUGUAAGACGGUGAACGAAACCAUACGACAGUGCUGGGAUCACCGCAGUCUUCACCCCGGACAGCACUGGGAUUGGCGGAGGGCGAUGGCUGACAUGGGCAUAUGCGCACUGCUCAUCUAA